UUUUAACUUUGUGUUUUAUAUUUAUUGCAUAAUAUAUAAUGUUAGAAGAGCUGCGUUCUCAGUGGACUAUUAUUUUGAAAUAGUGAGCGUCAGGUGAUUAUAGUGGAACGUUAUUGCUCUCAGUAGUAACACACACUCACAUAUUCAGAAUGGAGGAACAGUUCACGAGAGAAGAUGCAUUGAGACGGGAGGGCUACAGACAUGCGUGUCACAUCAUGCUGUACGGAGACUCUAGUGCCAAACUCUUCGGGAAAAUCCCAAUCAAACAUAUAGUACUGAUGCAGAUGCGUUUUGAUGGCUUGCUGGGUUUCCCAGGGGGAUUGGUGAACCCAUCUAAGGAGACCCUGGAGGCGGGGCUUAGCAGAGAACUACACGAAGAGGUGGGCGUGGCCGUGCCUGUGGGCGUGGACAAUCACGUGUCCUCCUGUCUUUCUCCAUCCUGCCCUCAGCUCAUCACUCACUUCUACAUCAAGAAGAUGACAGAGGCAGAGCUGAAAGAGAUAGAGAGAGCAGCAGUAGCUGCAGCCACAGACCAUGGUUUAGAGGUAUUAGGUAUGGUUAGAGUGCCGCUCUACUUCCUGAAGAAUGGAGGUGGUCUCCCCUAUUUCCUGUCCCACUCGUUCAUCAGUAACUCUCGGGCCCAGCUGCUCUCUGCCCUGCAGCGCUGUAGGUUGCUGUCCCAGGGGGAGCUGGAGAAGGCUGUGAGACAGGCUGAGCAGAUGAGACGCACACGCAGUGGUGAUCCACACUGACAUCAGUUUACACAGCGGUGCCUUUUCACCCCUGGGCCACAGCUACAUCACAGUAGCCCAACCCCCCCACUGCCAGUAGAAACUCCCUCUUGUCCUCCUCACCAUACCCUACCCUCAGUUCCUGAUUCAGCCAUGUACAGCAUGUGCUCUCUGUAGAUAUCCUGUGUCUCAGAGGAUCAGACCUGUUUAACAUUGGCCUUAACUGUUUAUCAUAAAUUUACUAACAAUUCCUGACCCUAAAUUCACUUAAUGAUAUUAUUUUUUUUACUUUUG
This is a messenger RNA of Cyprinus carpio (common carp), 1025 nucleotides long. Its product is annotated as U8 snoRNA-decapping enzyme. Gene Ontology annotation, molecular function: snoRNA binding; phosphodiesterase decapping endonuclease activity. Gene Ontology annotation, cellular component: nucleus. Lineage: Eukaryota; Metazoa; Chordata; Actinopteri; Cypriniformes; Cyprinidae. Gene Ontology annotation, biological process: sno(s)RNA catabolic process; mRNA catabolic process. The record is from RefSeq and is a predicted model, not a curated record.